GAGAGAGACUCUGACUGAGUCACGUGGUGAAGCGCAGCCAAUGAGCGCGAAGGACCAAUGCUGUACGCUAGGAGCGGCUGGGGCGGUUGCCAUGACGAUCUCCGUCACCCGGAAGUGUUUGUGUUGCAUUGCACGUUGCCUAUGGAUGCUGCCAUUUUUUUUUAUUAUUUAUCUGUUAGUGCACAGUAGGUCGUCCCAUGCUUGCUACAGAGCUGUGGGUGAGUAAGCAUGCAUGCAACCGUUAUUCCUUACUCUAAUCAUUUUAUUAAAAGAUUGAAUUUAUUAAAAUGACCUGACACUGAAUUAAUAGCAAACUGUCUGUAUGAGUGUAAUAAAGGUCAUAUAUCCGGACAUAUAUGGAGAAACACAAAACAACAAUAUUCUGUGUGUUUGUCUCAUGUGUGUUUCUUGCUGUUUAACCCAGUACUCCCCCCCACAAAACAACAAUCUUCAUCUUAAUGAGGUGGUCUGGGUGCCUGGUCCAUCUAGGGUUAACCCUUUUUUCUAUAAACAUAGCAGUUUGAGAGAAACUGCUAUGUUAUUGUUAAUCCAGCCUCUAGUGGCUGUCUCAUUGACAGCUGCUAAAGGGCUUCUGUGUUUCUCACUGUGAAAAUCACAGUGAGAAGAUGCCAGCGUCCAUAGGAAAGCAUUGUGAAUGCUUUCCUAUGGACUGGUUGAAUGCGCGUGCGGCUCCUGCUGCACAUUCAGCCGGAGAGGAGGAGCAGAGCUCCCAGCCCGGCGCUGGAGAAAGAGGUAAGUUUAACCCCUUCCUCCCCCUAGAGCCCGGCGGGAGGGGGACCCUAACGAGUAUGUCUUCCUGGCACUAUAGUGGUCCUUUAAAUACGCGUUAGGUCUCCUCCUCCUGAGCCAGCGCCGAGGAACAUCGGCACUGGAUUUAGGUACUUCACUGAAGGGGUUUUAACCCCUUCAGCAAUAUGGGAGGGAGGGAGAGGGGCACUGCAUGAACCUGCAGUAUCAGGAAAACGGAUAUGUUUUCCUGGCACUGGAGAGUCCCUUUAAUACUGGCUUCCUAUUUCGGGGAGGAGUGAAUGGGAAAGGGAAUUAUUUUUCUAUUAGAAAUUGUGCUGGUUAUUCACAAAUUCUAAUUUUAUGCCCAUUGAAAUAUGUAUCUUUUAAAACUUCAAAUAAAAAACAAACUUCAAAGUGGCUCUGUUACCUUGUGAGGUAUUUGCAUAUUUUGGCAGUGGUGGUCUGGGGGUGCAGCAGAGGUGAGUAACUAAUAAACUUGAUGAUGUUCCCUGUGGUGCCACCCUCAAUAUUUAGCUCCUACUGCGUUUUCCUCCAGGAGCCAGGGAAAUGUCCCCAAAAACAUGACUGCAUCAAUAGAUGUGCUUGCGCUAUGUUCAGGCCACUAGGAACUUGCAGAUUGCACUGAAAAGCGUGAGAUAAUGCCUUAUUCCCACAGCCAACUCUAGCGAUGUUUGGGGGAAGUAACACAACUUAGGUCUGCCUCUUUUCAUGUUAUGCUUUUACCAUAAGACAAAUUAUUUUGUCUUAAGAUAUCUUUUGUCUUACUGAGCAUUUUUGAAAAAACUUAAUGAAAUGCUCACAUUUUUUGGUGACUGCUUCUUUAAAAGUCACAAAGCACAUACGCUUAUGGUAUAUGCAUAACCUUUGUAAUGACAACAGUGGACAUUAGCAGGAGAAGAGAAUUUGCAGGUUGUUUUAUAUUUGUGAUUUACUUGUGUGUAGUGUUUGAAUGUAGGGAUGUGUCUGUAUGUAGUGUUGAUAUUUGAAUGCUGAGAUGUAUGCACAGAUAUACAAAUUGACGCACAUCCAGAUAUACACAGGUGCACCCACUGACACACAUCCAGAUACACACUGACAUAUAUAGAGAUUCACAGACGCACAGAUUUACAAAUGCAGAUACAUAGACACACACUGACGCACAUUAAGAUACAGUCAUACAGAUAAACAGAAUGACACUCAUACAGAUGCACAGAUACACUGGGGCACACACUGACACACAUGCAGAUAUUUUGACACACAGAAUGACGCACAUUCAGAUACACAGAAUGACACUCCUACAGGUACAAAGACACAUACAGUUAGACAGGGGCACACCCUGACACACAUGCAGAUACACAGUUACUCAUGCAGGCACACAUGCAUAUACACAGACACACAGAUAUACCCACAUGCAGAUAGAAAGAUAGACACUCACACAGAUACACAUGCAUAAAGGACAUGCAUCAAUCGGGUGGCCCUAACUGCUCGGGCCACCCAAUUGGCUCCCUUAGCGUGUGGGUCCCGGUGCAGCUGGUAGUUCUGCUGCUGAAUCAAAUAUAAGCACUGAUCCAUGAUAAACCUUUGAGUUAAGUCAGUUUGGUAUUUUUUUCCAUUUAGUCCAAUAACAUUCAUGUGUUUUCGCAGUGUUCAACAAAUAUAUAGCUGCUUAUAAUAUAAAUUGUGGAAGCAAAAUUUAUUUUUAUUUUUAUUCUGUUACAAUGCCACACAGGGAGAAAUAGAUGGGAAGACUACAGAAGCAAGUUUGCCAAUUAGUGCUUAAUUACUUUGAGAAAAUAUAUACAAAAGAACUGGGAAAAACUUGGACCAGUGUCAGGUACGAUUAAUGUGUAACUGUCAAUGUAGUCAUUACACAAAUACAUAUUCAAUAAGCACUGGAUAUUUGGCAGCAAGGCCACAAUCAGUUUUGGGAUCAACUUAGCGUCUUUUUUCCUACAUCUCUUCUUCUAAAGAUGUCUGUCAAAAAUACAGAUUCCCCAAAGUAGAACUUCCCUCUUCUACUUGAGGCAGGGUUGACGGCACUGGACUGAAGACUUUGUUUAACGGUUUAACCCCUGGAGAUAAAAGAGCAUGGGACUUUCUUGCACCAUAACAUGUCAUUCCGGCAAAGUUUUUACGGUGCUUGAUUGUCCCUUUAAUGCUUCCAUUGGCUUUCUGUGUCGUCCAUGACUUAAUAUAAAAUUCAGAUUAUUCCUUACAAAGGUUUUCAGAAGUGUACACAUUCCUCCAGAUCAUUUGUAAUUAGAAAGUACACUCACAUCCAUGCCCUCAUCACUGUUACCUGUUCUCUUUUUACACUCUCCAUUCUCGUGCACAAGCCUUUUUUUUUCUGGAUGAUAAAUAUGUGCCCAUGGUGUGAUAGACUGACAAGGAACAAAUGCAUUUUACCUUUACAUUGCUUUUGAAGCUGGGCAGUGCACUUCUUGGGUAGCUAUGUGCUGUAGCAGCGUCAGAAUACCCUACCCUGUACUGCAAAUGUGUCCUGCACAACUGGUGUUGGCGCAUGCGCACUACCUCAUCAGUGAAGUCAUGUGCAUAUGCCCCCAGACAGGUCCCCUCUGGUGCAUGCGCACAAUCAACAUAACAUAAUCUUAGCAUAUGCUGUAAAAACACACACACCUCCCUGUAAGGAUCCCAUACCCCACUCUUGGUGGGGUACAGGCAUCCUACAUGGGUAAGCUGACAUCCAGCUGUUUCAGCCUCACUUCCGGUGCGGCCAUGUCACCCGAUGUGACGAGGGUAGGGAAUUUGAUAGAAUAAACAAUAGCAACAACAACACUGUGACUUGAAUUCAAAAUUCCUACAAUACCAAUGGCCUUUACGUUGUUUCUUCUCAGGUUCAAGUCAGAACUACGCUGUGUGAUGCAUAUAAAAUACUUUUUAUUCUAACAAAUUAAAAUACAGACAAGAAUAAUGAUAGAAUUGUUGUACAGGCUGAGCGUGUUUCCCAAUCUAUGGACACUUUCUUAACAACAUCCUGGAUCGCCUACUCAUAACUACCAACCCCAGAGCAAAGCUUACAGACACCAGCUUGCUGCUCAAUGCACAGGUACUUCGAGGAUCAUUCUGAAAUUGUGAAAUAUUGUAAACCCUGUAAGUCUGCAAAAAAGAGCUUAAGAACAGGGGUCUGCAUAAAUCUGAAGACUAAAAACAGUAUACACCCCUUGUUCCAUUGUCAUCUUCUCAAGGAGAGAGAUGUUUAGGUCAGACUGCAACUGGUAAACUUAGGGGUCAUCUUUGCAUAGGUGCUGUUUUACUGGCUUUAAAUGGAAAACACGAUAAACCUUGGCCAACUUUUGCAGCUAGAGCAUAAAAUAAAACCUUGUGGCAUGAUUGUGCCUAGAUAGGGCACAUGAGAUAUAUAUAUAUAUAUAUAUAUAUAUAUAUAUAUAUAUAAACACUGGGGUUGUAUGGCAAAGUGGCUUCUAGCAUGAAUUUGCCAUCUGGGCAGCGUAGGAUCAGCGUACCAUAACUAAUCAACCCAUAUCUAUAGGCAUAGCAAGAAUAUGGGAAGAAAAGAAAAGGCGUGUUUACUGAUUGGCAUUUAAGGAAUAUUUAUCUUCAAAUCAGAUUAUUGUGCAAUAAACCUUUCUCACUAAACUUGUAAGUGACAAACUAUAUAAAGAAUAUAUUGUUUGUAUAUGUUUAAUGUCUACGUCUUACAAAAGUUAUUACGGUACCAAAACAGACCUAGUUCUGUCAAAUUGCUAUCUAACAGUCAUUUACCUUAGUAGCUGGAAACGGAAAAAGAUCAAAUAUUUUGUGCACUGAAAUCUUUUAUUUAUUAUCUUUAGGGAAAUUCUUACGACUCCUGAAAUCUGGCAAUAUGCUGUCAUGCUGAACAAUUUUGCAUCCCCCUGGGAACUAGAGAAACAGCUACACUUCAAGGGCUAUCGCUUACUGUUUAAAAAAGUCUUAUCACAGCGCACAGAGGCAUUAAAGUGUUACGUUAAUAAAAACCCUGGCAAAUUUCCUUCUCAGCGGCAUCAGACUGGCAAACUUAAAGAUUAUUACAUAUUAAACGCCUCUUCGCUCCUUCCUGUGUUGGCCCUAGAUGUCAAAGAUGGGGAAAGGGUGCUAGAUAUGUGUGCUGCCCCUGGAGGGAAGUCCGUAGCACUUCUGCAGUCUGCAUUACCAGGUAACAUGCUCUAACAUGUCAUUAUAUACAGUGAGGGGAAAAAGUAUUUGAUCCUCUGCUGAUUUUGAACAUUUGUCCACUGACAGAAAUGAGCAGUGUAUAAUUUAAAAAGUUAUAAAUUGUUUUGCAUGUCAAUGAGUGAAAUAAAUAUUUGAUCCCCUAUCAAUCAGCUAAUUUCUGGCUCCCAGAUGUCUCUUAUACAGGUAACGAGCUGAGAUUGGGAUCACUAUCUUAAAGGGAGUGGUCCUAAUCUCAGCUCGUUACCUGUAUAAAGAUUCCAAACUCUCCACCAUGGCCAAGACCAAAGGGAUGUCAGGGACAAGAUUUUAGACCUACACAAGGCUGGAAUGGGCUACAAGACCAUCGCCAAUCAGCUUGGUAACAAGGUGACAACAGUUGGUGCGAUUAUUCGCAAAUGGAAGAAACACAAAAUAACUGUCAGUCUCCCUCGGUCUAGCGCUCCAUGCGCCUCGUGAAGUUUCAAUGAUCAACGGUAAGAAAUCAGCCCACAACUAAACAGGAGGACAGGGUCGCCAUUAGGGGGGUGACAACCAUCACGUGGAGCGGUGAAACUGCUGCAGGUGUAUCUGCACCGGGGUCCAUCAGGUGGCCCAAGCAUUUAGGGCCACCCGAUGAGCCCUAUAUCUUCAGGGGCCCAGUCAGCGCUGCAGCCAUGUAAUAGCGAGACCGUGCCCCUUUUAAAAAAAUUGUGGUUGCACCGCAAGUGCUGCUGGGAGGAAGUGACGGCCGGCCACUUCCUCCCAACUUACUCCGUGCGGGGGGAGAGACAGCCGAGGAGAGGAGAGGCAUCCGCUCCCAUCAUUCCCAGCCACCCUCCUGCAAUGAAAAGGUAACGAAGAGGAGGAUGGCUGAAACAUGAGGUGUGUUUAUAUAUGUAUGCGUCUGCAUGUAUGUAUGUCUGUUUGUCAGUGUGUAUGUGUGUGUGUAUGUGUAUCUAUCUAUGUAUGUAUAUAUGUCAGUAUGCGUGUGUGUCAGUAUGUAUGUAUGUGUAUAUAUAAUCUAUCUGUGUGCGUGUAUGUCUGUAUGUAUAUAUAUAUCUAUCUGUGUGUGUGUAUGCAUGUAUGUCUGUAUGUUUGUGUAUGUAUGCCAUUAUGUAUGUCAGUAUGUAUGUGUCUGUAUGUCAGUUUGUAUGUAUAUCUGUCAGUAUGCAUGUCUGUAUGUGUGUGUCAGUAUGUGAGUAUGUAUGUACGUCAGUGUGUGUGUCAGUACUAAGUCAAAGGGGUCAAAUACUUAUUUCACUCAUUGACAUGCAAUCAAUUUAUAACUUUUUUGACAUGCAUUUUUCUGGAUUUUUGUUAUUCUGUCUCUCACUGUUAAAAUACACCUACCAUUAGAAUUAUAGACUGAUCAUUUCUUUGUCCGUGGGCAACCGUUCAAAAUCAGCAGGGGAUCAAAUACUUUUUUCCCUCACAGUAUGGUGAACCACAUCAGACAUAAUAUUACUCUCUAGCUCAGGGUUUUCCAAAUACUGACUCUCCAAAUGUUGCUGAACUUCAACUCCCAUGAUUCUUUGCAUGAAAUAGCCAUGGGAGUUGUAGUUCAGGAACAUCUGGAGGGCCAGAGUUUGGAGAACCCUGCUCUAGAUAAACAUGAUAAUGCAAAUUAAAAAGCGUAACUUGUAGAUAUUUUCUGUGUUUUAUUUCUUUCUUGCUCUUAUUACCGGUAUUUGUACUGUUGCAGCAAGGCUACUUAUAUUCUAAACGUACUGUUUCAGCUGCAACCAGAUCAUGCUGCCUCCAUUAUACAGGAAAGGCUAAGUCUAACAUGAAGGGAAAUGCCGAAUGCCCUCUGACAUACCAUAGAGCCACCAAAAUGCUUUAUUGGGACAGAUCCAAAAUAUAUAUACUGCAGAGAACCCUUCAGUAUUAUGUUUAAGGAAGUCUUCUCUUCUUAUCUAUGGGGAAAUGGGUUUAGGAAGAGACUACUUUUGUUUUUUAAUAUUAUUAAAUUUUUAAUGUGGGUGUACUUCCUUGGGAGAAGAUCCCUUUAUUGCUAUUAUUGCUAUUGCUUAUUGCUAUGGUUUUGAGAAAUUGUCAUGUUUGGCAUGAAAUUUGGAUUAGAUUGCUUACGGACACCCUGAUCUAUUGUAAUAAUAAAUUGCACACAUCAAAAGCACGGUGAGAUAAGGGUGAAAGUGUUAUGAGUUCCUUUGUUGAUCCAAAGAGAAAUCUUACCGUAAAAAUGGAGUAGAAGGAUUUUUUGACAAAAGUGGAAAUCUCUUCAAUGUUUUUUGCCUUCUUUUGGAUCUACAUCAAUAAUACAGGUAUUUGAAAGACUAAACUUGAUAGUUCAUCGGUUACAGUGGUUAUCAGGAUACAAGUUCAUUAUUUAUGCUGACUAAUGACUUGUAAAUCGUUCCUGGCUCACAUUUUUUGCAAUUUGUAUUUUCUAUUUAUUAUUUUUAUACAUUUUUCAUUUAUCCAUUUUUUAAUAAUAAAUAUACAAUUUGAUUCUAUUUUACAGUGGCCUUUUGGAAUUUUUAUUCAUAUUUAUCUUUUAUAAUAAGAGAUUUAGCUAAUUCUAUAUCUUUGUGGUGUAAAUUAUAUAUUGCCCAUUUGCACCAUUUAGUGUGCGACUAUAUGAUUUAAAGAUAUAUACACUACAAUAAUUUGUACAUUCUAACUCUAUACAGAUUACAUUUUUUGUUGUUGUUACUCUGUAAUUAUUUAGCUGCUUUAUAUUUAAGCAGAGUAUUUGGUGUGUAACAGAUAAAAUCUGCCUCUAGCAGAUUUAAAGGUAUACACACCAUACAUAUUUUCUCCACCACCAUUGGUUAUUUUAGAUACAGAUAUAAUUAUUAUACUACCAACUAAAGCCAUAUUACAGUGAACCAGUUCCUGAACACACUACCCUGAAGGUACUACUGUCUCUUAUCCUUUUGGACAGGUUUGGGUGUAUCCCUGUCCUGGUUCAGUAUUGAGCUAUUCACUUCGAGUCGGACUCCCUCAUCCCUGUGUAUUGCACUAGGCAGACCAGAUUUAAAUUAUAAACUUGAUAGACUUGAGUAUUGUUCCAUCUCUACGUAACCAUCUCUUUAAAGAAACACUAUAGUGUUAGGAAUACAAAACUCCCCACCCCCUGUCAAAAAAGGAUAAAAAAAAAAAUAUAUGUUUAUUUUUACUUACCUCUGUGCUGGAUCGGGUUUCUUCUCCCGCAAUAUCAUGGAGAUGGGGAAACCUAAUGGUGGCGAGUGCCUGUGCGCAUUAAGCCCUCUGCAUAAGAGAGCAUUGAAUCAGUGCAAAGCAUGAGGACGUCCAGCUUCAGUUCGCAGAGUUAAACCCUGUGAAAAUGCAGAAAGCACCUCUAGUGGCUGUCUUGAAGCAGUCUUAAACAUUGCAGUUUUUCAAAAACUACAAUGUUGUACAGUUUAGGGUUAGGGGAAAAGUUCGCUGCACCCAGACAAAGAGGAACACAUCAAUGCUUGAUUAGAUUUUAGGUGACUUACUAAUAAUGUAACUUAAAACAAUGUAUCUUAUUUACUCAGACUGAGUUCUGGGAAUGUGUAGCUUUUACAAAGACUAUAACAGUCAAGCAGAGAUAUCAUUACUCUUAAAUAUUGGAGAGCUGUUUUUGUGUAUCUUAUCCCUGAGGCUAUAAGGCUGUCUUGUCUGUGCAACUGUCGAUGGUGCAGAUCCAUUCCAGAUAUAAGCUUUAAGGCAAUCUUGUCUGUGCAACUCUCACUAAUCUAGUCCCAUCCCAGAUAAUUUUGUGUCAUAUUGCCAAGCUUGAACAUCUGCAGCACAGGAUUAAUUUAAACAAUGUGUAUGCAUUUUAACAAGCAUUUAUAUAGCCUGCAUGUGAACUACACACCCUACCUACACAUUUCCUGUAAAGAAAGACCUCAUGUUUAAACUUCCUUUAUUGCACAGUGUGUUCAAUUUAGAAUGUUGUAUCUCCUGUUAUGUUAAAAGCCUGCUAGAGUCUCCAGGAGCCUCCUGUGUGAUUAAAGUUCAGAUUAACAAAGCCAGAGUUAAGAAUGUCUAGAAUAAGCACACUGUGUUGUAAGAUCUGGUUCAUCUGAUAUUACAGAACUUCUCAUAUGUAAAACUAAUUUGAAAAUGUAUUAUUCUAAAUAGGGAAUCUUUAUCUGGUUGCAAAUAAUAAAGAUUAUAACAAUCAGCAAAAUCACGAUUUAAAUCGAGUCUUGGCUGACUAGUGAUUUAAAUCAUGAUAUCAAUUGACUUAAUUUAAAUCAAAUCUACCCUAACCACUACAGUUUAUUGUAGUGGUUCUGGGAUAUAUAGCCUGUUCGUGGAGGCUGAGCAUUGUAAACACUGCCUUUUCAUAGAAAGGUAAGUCAGUUUUGAUAAAUUUACUUACUUCAUUUAGAUGCGUGGCAAUAAUCUAACACUAUAGACUUGUUUGUGUUCCUAAUGCCAUAGUGUUCCUUUAAAGGGACACUAUAGGCACCCAGACCACUUCAACUCAUUGAAGUGGUCAGAGUGCAAUGUCCCAUGUUCCUUAACCCUACAGUCAUAAUUAACUGCAAUAAUUACCUCUCAGGGUUAACUCCAUUUCUAGAGGCUGUCUGCCAGACAGCCACUAGAGGGACUUCCGGGUGCUUAGAAGACGUUUGGUCGUCUAAACGACGCUGGACAUCCUAACGCUAUGCAUGAGGACUUCCAGCAUCACUGGAAUCCUUGGCCAUUGCAGCGCAUGUGCAUUAGGUCUUCCCUGCUGGAAGACGGCGAGCGAGGAGAGUGGUUGAAGCCUGACCCAGGGAGGAGAGAGACAUCAGCGCUGGAUUCAGGUAAGUGACUGAAGGGGUUUUGACCCCUUCAGCACUGCGGCAGGGGGAUGCGAGGAGGGGGGCACUUUAGGAACCUGUAGUGCCAGGAAAACCGCUUUGUUUCCCAGGCACUAUAGAAUCCCUUUAACUUCUAAAUGGCAGGUAAUUGAGCUGUGAAAGGGCAGGGGCAUGACUUAGACACCAAAACCACUUAAUUAAACUAAAGUUGUUUUGGUGCUUCGAUUAUCCCUCUCAUAUAUAGUAUUAUUAUUUUUUUCCUUCCUUAGUGUCACAGAGAUGGGAGAAAAAUCCAUGUUAUCUCCAGUGCUUUGUAUGAUUUUAUAAAAAAUGCUAUUUUUGUGAGUUGAUAGUGCUGUCAUUCACACACAGGAGAAACAAUAGUGCUUAUCUAGCUGCCAAGAUCAAGUCACUUGUCAGAAUCAUUGCUCUCAUAGUCUUCUGAUAACUGCUUGUGAAGAGCUCCUUUCCAGCUAUGAUUAAUGCCACAUUGUGUCAGAGCAGAACUGCUUAGUAGGAUAUUACUGUGAAAUGAGCUAGAAGAGAUAUAACCACUUCCCUGAGCAUCAGGAAUCAGCAUUUUCCUUUUCACAUCAUCUUCUGUUUUUAUAAGCAUUUUUUUUUCGUGCUGUUCGUUCACAUAUCUGCAUACUAGUUUGUUCCAGUUGUAGGAGCUUCGAGAGAGAAUAAGCAGAACUAAUAGUGUAUAGGGUGGCGUUUGGAUGUGGCGUGAGAUGAAUAAGAAGAACGAUGUGAAGUUGUAUGUGAAUUUACAUUUGAAAAUAGAACAUCGGUAGAUUAUAGAAAAUAGAACGCCAGUAGAUUAAAAGGCAGGGGUGUAAUAAUGCUGUUUUAUAAGAAUUGAUAAAUCUGAAAAGUAAAUGUUUUAUGUUGAAAAGACAAGCAUAUAAAGAGAAUGAAAAGUGAACCAUUGUGACCAGGCUGGAUGAGGAGGACAAAAGUGGACAGAGAAAUGUGAGGUAUGAUGGAGUCUGUAUUACACUUGUAGGUACCCAGACAACUUCAGCUCAGUGAAGUGGUCUGGGUGCACUGUCCCAGCACCCUUAAACCUGCAAAGCUAAUUAUUGCAGUAAUUAGCUUGCUUGGUUAACUCCACCUCUACUGGCUGUCUACCAGACAGCCACUAGAGGGACUUCCAAGCUGUUAGACGACUUUUGGUCGCCUAACUGACACUUAACGUCCUCGCGUUAUGCAUGGCGAUGUCCAGCAUCACCCGAAUCCCCAUAGGAAGCAUAGUAUAAUGCUUUCCUAUGGCAAAAUCCUAAUGCGAACGUGGCCAUUGCCACGCAUGCGCAUUAGGUCUCAUUAGGAGCAAAGGCGGACCCAAGCCAGCACUGAGGGCAAUCGGCACUGGGCUGAGGUACGUGACAGAAUGGGUUUUUAACCCUUCAACUUUGUGUUCCUGAUUUUUAAAGUAGGCUACUAAAUUUGAUGACCUAUUGUCAUGACUUUCACUGGCCAUUGAAUGGUAAAUGAUCUUUAAAACAACUCAUGCAAUAUAUUUAAAAAUGCGUCAUUGAAAUUUUUUUAUAUUUAAAUGUUUAUUUUAUUUUCCUUAGGUUGUCUUCAUUGCAAUGAACCAGAAAGUCAUAGAUCAAGAAGACUGAAACAGACAUUGGAAUCUUUCGUUCCAAAAACUCACAUGAAUAUUAUCUCUAAUUUUGGAUUGGAUGGAAGGUUAAUAGGAGAACAUUGCCCUCAGAUGUAUCAUAAGGUUUGUUUUUAUAGUUGAAUGACUGGAUAUUUUUCAAAAUGAUGGGGCUGCAAAUAUAGAUUGAUCAGAUAAUGUAAUAACAUUAGGUUUAAGCAGAAGGUCGCUUUCCAGUUGUGAUAGAACUACAAGUUCCAUAAUGCUCAACAUCUGUCAGAACUGAAAAUAGCGUGUCUGCUUAAGCGUCAUAGAAACUGAUCUUCCAAAACCAACUGAGGGCUGUGGGGGAGAUUUAUCUAAAAAGCGUUCUGUUCCAUUCUAAAUGUGAUCUAAAGUAUUAAAAAGGGGCAAUCACAAGGGAAACCAGUGGAUCCAGCUGUCAUUUUCCAUUGGUGACUGCUAAUUUUUGGAAUACUCAAAUAAUUCAAUCUUGAAGCCCUGUGUUAUUCAAUUUAAGAAUUAUUUUGGAUCAAUGCCCAAGAGAUCUUACUUCUUCCAAAUCUGGGCUCAGUCUUACAAAGGGCAGGAACACCCAUAAAGUAUGCAGUGUCAAAUACACAACAAUCAUAAGUAGCUUAAAGUUCCAGGUAUAUUUGUAGCACCUUUCUUCAAUAUCUGCUUCAUUCUAGCAGAUUUGGUUUGGUGGAAGUUAAAUAAAUUCUAAAGUCAUCAUGUAUAGGACAGUGAUGGACAUCAUCAAUACCUGGUGGGUUACCAUUUAGCUAAAUCAUAUACCUAAUCCAUAAAUAAGCAAUCCGACUGAAAGCACUGAAUAUUGGGUGGUGAACACCUAAAUGAGAAAUAAGUUGUAUUAAUUAUGUUUAAAUGAAAUAAUACAAUGUAAGGGUUAUGUUUUUGUGAACAUAUUUGUUUGAGUAACAGGGAAAUCAGCAACAAACAUGUGGGUUAAAUAUCUCAAUUAUUCUGUUUUAGGUGUUAGUAGAUGCCCCUUGUUCUAAUGAUAGAAGCUGGCUCUUUUCUUCAGACAUUGAGCAAGCCGCGACAAGGAUAUCUCAAAGAAAGAUGCUUCCCGCAAUACAGACGGAGUUACUCAGGUAUGUGCAGAAGUAAAACAAAAACUGAAAAGGAGCUUUGUCAAAAUAUUGAUUUACAUUGGUUUAUUGAUUUUUUUUUUUUUUUUUUUUUACCCCAUCAUCUAUUUAAAUAUGCGUUUAUAUAAAGGUGCAGUUGUGUCUUGUCCCCUUACAUCAAUCUUCAAGUUAUUUAUUACACAUUUAUUCUUUGCUGCUGCUGCUUUUUUAUUUCAGACAUUACCAGCCUCUUAUAUUCUUUCCUACUUUGCAUCUCAGGCUUGGUAUAUUAGUCAUCAUCAAUGUUUUCUCUCUCCUCUUUUUCCUAUUAAAUGACUUUAAUUUAUAGAAAAAACAUUAUUAUUAAUUAACAAAAAAAAAAAAAAGCUAAAACAUGAAAUAGCCAUACACAACAUUCAUACAUGAUGAUGAAACCCUCUUCUCUAGUCUCUCUGCAUUGCUAUUCAUAGUACUAAUAUAUGAGCUAGCAUUUCUCUUUUCUUUUCUCUUUUCUUUCCUUUUCUUUCCCUUUCUUUUCCCUUUUCCUUUCCUUUCCCUUUCUUUUCUCUCUUCCUUUCUUUCUUCCCUUCCUCUUCUAUGUAUAUUAGUCUACUGCCAACAGUUUUUCUAGCCACGUAUUUAUGUGAAAUAGAUUUUUUUUCUUCAAAUUUCUGUUCAGACCUCCCUCCAUCCUAAGUUGCGAAAUUAGUAGGUUUUUUACUAUAUCCCAAUUUGGUAGAGUUUUGGUCCUCCACCUUUUAGCUAUGGAGAUCUUUGCUGCUAUUAAUGCAUGAGAAAGAAAAUAUUGCAAAUCUACAUUAUACUGAUAAAUAUUUAAGUGUAAUAUCCACAUUUCCGGGGCAAGGGGAAAAUUAAAUCCGGUUACCAUUUCUAUUUUAGACAAGAACAUUUUCCAAAAUUCUUUAAGUGGGGGGGCAACUCCACCAAAUAUGUAGACAAUCUCUCACUCCCCCUUCACAUCUCCAGCAUAUAUCUGUUUUACUCUGGUCUAUUUUAUUUAGACAGCUAGGAACCAAAAAGAGUCUGUUAAUAAUCUUAAAAUGUAGUUCCACUAAAUUUAGGCAUUAAAUGCGCCUAGCAACUGUCAGCCAUGCUCUAUUCCAAUCUUGGCCAUCGAUUUUUUUUUUUUAGAUCUUUCUCCCAUUUUUUUUAUCGCUGGAAACGUCAAGUCACCCUCUAGUUGUCUCAAUACCAAAUUACACUUAUUUAAUACAUUUUUCAUGUCCUUUCCUUUCAGUAAAUUUCCUAAUUUAUUAUUAAAUUCCCAUUUCUCUUUAUUUAAAGUUUUAUUCAGAUAGCUUUUAAUCCUCAUGUAAUUAAAUUUCUCCGUUUCGGGGAGACUAAAAUUAGUACAUAUUUGUUCAAACGAAUUAACCCAGGGUCCUGUUGUUAUAUCUUCUAUAGUUUAUAUACCUGCUCUUCUCCAAUUAUUUAGUCUUAGGUCUUGCGUGUUGUUUUCUUUGCUGCUACUUCUAGAGAAUCUGGAGUUGUUGUUCCAGCUGUAACUGACAACUUGUUAUAGACCGACUGGGUUCUACUUUAGAUAUGGUCAAUGACCAUAAAGAAACCAGCUGUUGUUUCGCUGGGUAUAGAAUCUUUAAAGCCUUGUUUUUCCUCCUGCUUUUACUGCUCAUCCUGUCAUCACUGAUAUUUUGUCAGAGAUGCUGUAGUAGCCUUAUCUGGGCAGAUUGCAGCUCAGGACCAUGCACCAGCCCACUAUUGUUUUGAUUGUCUAAUAGAGAGUAAAUGGUCUAGCCUCUGUCAGCACUGAGAUCGCUUACACUGCUCUGUUUUGAUUGAACGCAACAGAGUGAAUCGGAGCAUCUUAUCCUGUGGUGAGAAUGCAAGGGUACUGCGUAUGUGUACAAAGACACAGGCUAUUUUCUUCCUUCGCAUAUUUGUACAAUGAUGAUUCCUCACAGGACCAUAUAACCAGUUAUAGAAAAUUUGUGAUGACAUCCAAAAGUACAGGGGGCCAGUCGAGGUUUUAGAUGAACGCGGCGCCUGACCGGACCCCUGUUUAGCGAUACCCAUCAGGUGACCCUAAAUGCUUGGGCCACCCGACGGGCAAAUCGCCGGGGAACCCCAAUUUUGGGUUACGCGGAACACUAAUUGGGGAAACGCUGCUUUAUAGCAUCGACUAUUGCUGUGCAAUGUAAAGGCAAGGAUGUAUCAGAGAAUAAAGCUUUUAUUGACAAAUAAGUUAUAUAAAUAAAAGUAUUCUGCUUUGAAGAAGUAAUAUUUGAGUCCCUUUUUUUUUUGAGGGAGCGUAAUUACAUAAAUUGGUAGAACCGUGUUUUUUUUGUUGGGCAAUCUCCAUAGUUCGAGUAGGGGACAGUGUUAAAGAAUGGCUAUUCUUAGGUCCAUUCAUUGUUAUCUUUAAAACAAUAAUAAAAAAAAUAAAAUAAAUUUGACCAAUAAUCAGUUCAACAUAUUUUAUUUUGGGGUUUGCAGACAAUAUGUUCCUUGCCGCCUAGUAAGUUCAAAGCGAUAAACGUGGAUUAUAAAGAAUGCUAAUAUAUUUUACUUCUUAAAAUACAAAAAUAGUUAUAGAAAUAUAGUGUUUUAUGUAUAUGUAUCAUAUACAUCCUAUAAAAUAUAGAGCUCAAUUUAAAAUUCUGGUUCUUGCUUUCAAAUCUCUACAUAAUGCUGCUCCCACCAAUCUAGCCUCCCUUAUACACAAGUAUGUCCCGUCUAGGCCCUUACGAUCCGCUGAAGACUAACGUCUAUCUUCUGUCCGUACUCCCACCUCUGAUGCUCGCCUUCAAGAUUUCUCGAGGGCUGCACCGUUCCUGUGGAACUCGCUUCCCUCCUCCGUUAGAUGCUCACCCAGUCUCCACUCCUUCAAAAAAUCGUUAAAAACCCACUUAUUCAUAAAAGCGUAUCAAUUAAACUGUUAAUAGCUCCUGAUUCCUCUUCUGCAACUGUCAUUAGUCUAAUACUAUCCUUACCUUUUUGUGUCAUUUUACCCCACUCCCUCUAGCAUGUUAGCUUAUUGAGCAGGGCCCUCAGCCCCUCUGUUCCUGUGUGUCCAACUUGUCUGGUUACAACUACAUGUCUGUCCGUCCACCCAUUGUAAAGCGCUGCGGAAUUUGACGGCACUCUAUAAAUAUCAUAAUAAUAAUAAUAUAUCAGGAAAUCUGUACAUCAUUUUCUCUAGCCUAAAGCAGAUGAGAAAUCAAUGUGGAAUGUUAGCUGCCAAUUGUUAUUCCAUCACUAUUGAGAAGAUUGGUUUUAAAAAAAAAGUUUCUCAAUUUAGACAUGUAUAAAAGUCAUUAAUGGAUGCAGUAAAAUGUCUUUUCUACUGAUUUUGCCAUUUACUGCUUAAGAAAAUCAAUUAUUGCACUUGAGUGAAUGGACUACAAAAUGUUUGCAUUCUAUUGGAUUUUAGAGAACGCAUUAACACUGUCACAUUCAGUCCUCACUCUGCAUUGUUUUAAAGAAAAUCUAGAUUAGUAUCCUGUAGACUAAAAUUAGUUAGACCCUUAAAACUGUAUCACUAAGGGGGAAAAAAGUUCCUUUGAAACACAGAACAAGCAAAAGAAGGAACCUACAGUGUCGAAGAACAUUCUGAUUUAUCACAGAAAUAUUUGAGUGUCUUAUUGAAGCAAUGCAUCAUGUCAUCCCUUUCUUAAGGAGAAAUCAAUCACAAUCCCAGCCCUCCUUUAUAAUUCUCUCGCUCUGUAUUUGACACGAAAAAUCAAAUCUUAGAAGCUGGAGGUAAACGAAAGCAUACAUCAUUGUUACCAUUCCUAACCUUAAGCUUCUGAAAACUACCAUGUGGCUAUCUGUGUAUCUUCUGUGCAUCAAUGACUGAUAAUUCAAGUUAUCUAUACUCUAAAAUAUUAAGCAGCUUUUAAAGAUAAUACAGAUGUUAUUUUUUAGUUUUUUUGUUUUUUGUUUGUCUGCUGUGCAGGUGGCAUGUUCAGUCCAUGUAUUUUUGCAUAUUAUAUUUACUGCCAACAUGUUUUCUUAGUAUUCCACAGGUAACCUUAUAAAAUACCGGGGUAUGUUUAUUAUAAUAUUGCUUUACAUACCCGAGAAAAAGAAAGAGAAGCUGUAGUUAACUACCAUUUAUUUAUUUAUAUAUAUAAAAAUAUAUAUAUAUUUAUAUAUAUAUAUAUAUAUAUAUAUAUGUAUAUAUAUAUAUAUUCUUAUAUAUCCGAGAAAAAAAUUACAGUAUUUUAUAAUUUUAAUAACUGUGCAAUGUGUUUUGGAAAACUUGUAGAUUUGGAUUUGUCUUAUUUAGAGUAUUUACGUCAUAGUUAAAUUUAACAUAAUAGCUGUGAAUUCAAUUAAUAUUUUUAGACUCAGGCCACAUCAUGCAGUAACCAUUUUUCUUUUCAUCUUUUCGACAUCUAUACUAUGUAAUGAGGUUAUCUGACCAACAAGGUCACAAGAAAUUGCCAUUUCAUAAUUUUUCUAGAAUUAAAUACCAAUAAGCUCAGCAGUGCUAAGAAGGGCAGGUGAAGGAUUUUCAUUGCUUUCAACAGUUUUUAAAUAAUGUGAUUUAGACAUUAUAGUCCGUGAAUUAUGGAACGACACAUGUUAGCUUUUUUUUCAAUAUCGGAUUUUUGAAAGUGACAUUUUAAUACACAAAGGAGAGAUACCCUAUAAUGAUAAGUUUGAUGCUGUCCUGACCAAAGGUAUGUCUAUUCACAAAAGGCAUCUUUUAGUUGGUAAAUAAUCGCCUUGUCUGCAUUUGUAUAUGAAAAACUAAGUUUGACUGAGCACUCUUUUUACAACAUCAUUCUUAUUUAAAGGGACACUGGUAAUCAUAAAUACUUUAUCUAAAUAAAGUUGUAAUGGUGCCAGGUGGCCCCAGGUGCAUUCUUACCUUAUCUGUUAAACUAUUUAAAAACGGUUUAACCACAAAUAUGGCUGAUAUCCAGGUCCCCCAAGCGUCAUGUACUCUCUGCAUCUGAGUUAUAGGAAGUGCAGAGUGCCACCAGGGAGGGGCGUUGCUGAUUGGCUAGAGCGGCUAGCUCCCCAUUUAUAACAAAGGUAGCAACAAGGUCCCCUGCAAGCACCAGAGCCAAGCUAUCAACCUUCAGUGUGUGCCUGUUGAUGACCUCUACUGGUGGAGACAGUGUAUUUAAAUGGAACCAUGAUAAGAUAUAGGCUUACGGAUCAGAGGGCAUUUAGGCUGAGAUAGACCCAGCGUUUUGUGAACAGCACAUUUUCUUGUGUGUGGUACUUGUAGAACAUUUUUUAAAGAGAUAUAUAUAUAUAUAUAUAUAUAAUAUACACAGAGAGGGGGCUGCACUCACCUGAACAUGCAUACAUUGUAUGGUGCUGCUAGGGCCAAAAUAUACAACAUACAAAAUACACAAUCCAGUGCACUCGCUUAUUCACUAAACAAUGAUUUCAAAUCUUACAGAUUGUAAUAGUUUUAUUUAAAAUCACCUCACCUAGGCAAGAAAUAAUGGGGUUUAGUUACAUUAUAUGAUCAUAGAUAGAAGUUACUUUUGGAGGCUGUAAGCAUUCCUAAAAAGAUGGGUUUUGAGAGACUUCUUAAAAGAUUGAAGACAAGGGGAGAGAAAGGAAAGGAGCCGCCUGUGAGAAGUCUCACAGGCGUGAAUUUGCAGUAAGGGUGCAAGCAGAAGACAGGAGAAAGUCACCAGUAGAGCGGAAAGACUGAGAGGGGACAUACCUAUGGAUCAAUGAAGAAAUGUAAGAGGGGCUAGAGUUGGUUAGAACUUUAUAGGUAAGGGUUAGUAUUUUAAAUUGACACCUGUAGGGUACAGGAACCCAGUGUAAGGAUUGACAGAGGGGUGAGGUGUGAGCGGCGAUACAGGUGAGAAAGAUCAGCCUUCAUCACAGAUUGUAGGGGGGCAGUAUGGCUUCUGGGGAGACCAAUUAGGAGAGAAUUACAGUAAUCCAUGCAAGAGAUUACUAAAGCAUGAACAAGCUCAUUAGCAGCAUCUUGCAUAAGAAAGGGGUGUAUGCAGGCAAUGUUUUAAAGUUUGAAUUGAAAGGUUUUAGCAACAGACUGGACAUGAGGCUCAAAGGUGAGGCCACGAUGACACCAAGACACUGAGCUUGAAAGGAUUGGGUGAGGCAGGUACCAUCAACCUACAGGGAGAGUGAAGGAGGAAGAUCAAUGUUAUGAGGAGGAAAAAUAAGAAAUUCAGUUUUAGAGAGAUUGAAUCACAAUCUGCCAUUAAUAAUUAGUUUUUUUACAUUAGUGAGAUAAAAAAAUAGAAAUUGUGUAAAACACUAAAAAUUAAUAAGCUCAACGUUUUCCAGCACGUAUUUGUAUGUUUCACAACUUUUGUACUGAGCAUUUCUCUGUAAACCAACCAAGAAACCAAGUAGACUGAGCCAAUAGGUGGCAGUGUUGCUUCAUGAAAUAAGUGGAUGUCUUUAAAGUUAGCAUUUAGAUGGAGUGACUUGCUUCAAAUUUCUUUUAACAUUGAAAACGGUUAAAUUACGGUAUCAUUAAAUCUGACCCUUUCCUUGGAAUACAAACUAUCAGUUUGUGCAUUGGAGAAUACUAUAUAUUCUUUUAAUGUAGCAAAAUGUGGAAGAAAAAAUAAGUUUCUGUUGUAAAAAAAGACUGCCUAUUUGUGUUCUUUUCAUUAACAUCACAUUUAGGAUUUAGUUAUAUUUAAUAUUCAUGUUUUGAUUUUAGGCAGACCAAGCUAAUAGAAUAAGGUUUUAAAAGUCCAACGAUUCAGCAGUUUAAUCAAGUGUUCAUUUAUGGGCUACGCACUCACUGAUCCCACUAGCUUCUGAACACUGACUGAAUAAUUUAAUAAUUUGUGGUCAUUACCUUGCAGCGGUGAAGCUAAACAGCUCUAAAAAGGAUUAUUAUUUGACCCUACUAGUAGUUAUUUUGCCGUAGGCUGUUCUGGACUCCUGUUAAAUAAUAGAUGGGCAGUAGCACUAAUGGUAGAAUUGUGUUAUUUUGUAAGGCAAACACAAGGGUGAUCAGUCAAUAAUUGCACCUGUCCUUUCUAAUGCUAUAUUGCACACAAUUAAAACUGCAACUUAUCUUGACGUCUGCUUUUCACUAUUCCUGGCCACUUGGUAUACUGAUAUUUUACCAUUGUUUCUAUUUCUGUGUAAUAUUCAGUGACCUAACACAAGUACCUCAGUUGAUAAAGAAUUUUUUGUUUGACUUUCCUUGCCAAAAAAUUCUUCAAACUGACAGGUUUGCAGUUUUCUAACUAUCUGAUUUGAUUCGUGUUAUACAAUUAAGUGCUUCUGCUCUUAAUGCUAAAAGCUCAUACCCCUUGCUGAGAGGAUCAAUCCUGUUUCAAUGGGUGUUACACUUGUUGCGAGAUACACAUCUCCUGCAUGUUUGGGAAGCACAGGUUUGCUUCCUAUAACAGGUUAAAAGUCCCCAACAGAUUAUGUUGGCUUCGUGAUAUGUAAAUAAAACUUACUUGUUUUCUCUCUCUCCAUGCUCAGAUUGUCUGUCCAAAGCUCAUUCAAUAAAUCAUUCUGGCUGUUUCUUUCUAUGUUGCUGCUCUCUCACAGUUAAAAAACAGAAAGGGUCAGCGCUAAAUAAAAAAGGUAAAAUAAGGCAGCAACCCUAAGAAGGGGAUCCCUCUGAACCCUUCAAAAUAACAGAAAAGAAAACAGAUGGGGAAGGGCUGCACCACAAAAGGAGGUACUAAAAUAUAUUAAAAUAUAUUCCCAAUGAAAUACGAUAUACAGAAUUAGAAUAGUCUCUAGGUAAAAUAAAUAAAUAGAUAAAUAGGUAAGUCCAGCUUUGGUAUCUUGGUUCUUUAUACUUGAGGGAUGUGAAGGGUCUGGGUCUUCUCAGUCUCCAUAUGUGGAAAAAGAAAAGACAGAGCGACCUGAUAGUGCAAUAUGUCUGGGCUAGACGGACAACACUUAAGAGAUAAAAAUAUUGCGCUCACAUGAACAAGAACUAUGACCAGCUCUAGUGGAUAUCGCAUACAGUGGUAUAAUCCCCACUUAUGCGAUAUGAUGGUCGUAGUCUUUCACAGUAGAUGGCAAUCUAAGUGCUCGAAGCAAAAGAGCCACAGAUAGUGCUCUCAGUAAUAUAAUACAGGUAAAUAAAAAUAAACAGCAUAUUACUUACAAGUAUGGAGCAGACUUACUGCUCAGUGAUGACAGCGUUAGUGGUAUGAUCCCCACCUAGGAUGUUCUUGAGAGUAAAGUAGAUAACCGCUCUUCGGGUUAAAAAUAAAUAAAAUAAAUAAAAAAUGCCAGGAAAAAAACUCAGAUUGAGUAAAUUAUUGAAAUAAGGAGGUAGUAGGUUGUAAUAAAACCAAAAAUCCUUAAUUCAAUAUAAAAAGUUUUUGAAAGAAAUAUCCAUAACGCUGAGAGGUUCAAUCCUGUUUCAGUGGGUGUUACACUUGUUGCAGGAUACACCUCCUGCAUGUUUGGGAAGCACAGGUUUGCUUCCUAUAACAGGUUAAAAGUCCCCAACAGAUUAUGUUGGCUUCGUGAUAUGUAAAUAAAACUUACCUGUUUUCUCUUUCUCCAUUCUCAGAUUGUCUUUCCAAAGCUCAUUCAAUAAAUCAUUCUGGCUGUUUCUUUCCAUGUUGCUGCUCUCACACAGUGCCUGUCCCUCCUCCCUACUUCCCUUUGCAGGCAUUGCUUUCCCUUAGGCUGAAGGCAAGCAGGGGAGAUGCUCAGAUGAGAAUUUCCCUGAUAACAAACAUACAAAGCACAGUCUUAUUAUCUCUGUGCCAAUUGGCAUAGAUUGUACUGAUUUUAGAGAAAUCUCAACAUUUUCUAUCAAUUCUGCUAGCACAAUGUAUAGAUGAAAUUUAAUUCUCUAUCAUUUAAGAUCAUGGUGUACUUGUCAUAACAUCUGUUACAUCUGUGAUAAGGUGUUUUAUUUUAAAUAUAGGUUUUAGUAACUAUAAUAAUGCAUCAUGUCUUAGCACUGUCUUCACUACCAGCCAUAGGACACCAAAAAUAUUUGUGUAAUUAACCAAUAGAAGACAGGAAGCCUACCUUAUGAUAUCUGUAUAAAAGGCAGCAAUAUCAUGGCAAGACCACAAAUGGUGUUUCUAGCCCCUCUUUGUAUCCAUCUCUUAAAAGGCAGGUGACGAACACAGGCAGAUUUGAGUUUGGUCUCUUGGUAUAUACGGCAGUAUUGCGGGAUAAUUGUGUUAAAUGCAACAUGAAAAAACUGGGUACUUGAUUAUGUGCACAUGAUGUCUACAUGAACCAGAGCAUAAAUUAGUUUCGUAGGAGGGUAGCUCCCCUAUAUACGAAACUGUAUAGUGUCCAUCAUUCAUUACGACAUACCACACCAUUCUGAAAUCGUUUUAUGAAAACCAGAAAGCGGAUGAAUUGACAAUUAAAAGCCAAUCUAAAACAGACCAUUUUCUAAGCCUUAAUCAAUAGCCUUAGAUACCGGGAGUGGGGUAUUUCCCCCUCAAGAUUAUAACCAAUGAACAUUGGGUAAAAUGUUGCCUUUCCUUUUAGCAUUCUCUAUUUGUGUAGAUGACUCAAUCUGCUAUUAUGUCUUGAGCUAUACAAAUUAAUCAUCUUGGAAUCUUUUACUCCAUAUUUAGCAAACAUACACAUCCAUUCUUUUUAGGUAGAUGCCAUCCGAGAUUGUACACUAAUUUGGAGGUCUGCUUAGCAGCUGUCUAUUUACAACUAUAUGGCACAAUCAUUGGCUAUUUCUAGUGUUUGUGAUAAAAUGUACUACUUCUUUUAAUUACUGUUUGUGUCGUAAGCUAACAGAGUUAGAGUAUACUUCAUUAUGCCAUUUAAGAACUAUAAAUGCCAUUUGAAAUAUUGUCUGACUAGCAAGAAGAUGAUUGAUCUAAUUUAAUUUAUUGCUGUUUAGAAUUUAGUAGGGUAUGCAGAUAAAUUUGACCUGAUUCAAUAGGAUUCCUAACAUUUUUUAUUUUGUAUAAAGUAAACAUUUUUAAAGUUGCGCAGCACUUAAAUGAAAAAGAGGGAGAAGGUAUGGUAUCUGGGAUUGGGAAACAUUAUUCCAGAGGGGAUUGAUGACAAAGCACACGGCGAUUGCACAUUGACAGCAGAUAUGAGAGUGAUGCCAGGCUGGUAUUCAGUCCAUCAAUGACCAUGCUGUUUGAUGAAAACAUUUAUCUCGACAGCGAGAGUUUGGUGAACCACUGAAAAUGAAUGACCCGUGCAGCCUGAACAUACCCCACAUGAGGAUUUUUGCAGGUGCUAAAGUUUCAUCUUCAUGACAGAUCUUUUAUAAGACUAAGCUGAUAUAACAAGGAAAAUAGAGUGGACCAUUUUUCAUUUCCCAUGUACAUGGAAUCCUGCAGUCAGUUUCAGUAUUGUUUAUUCAAGCUUGUUCUGUUCAUACUGCUUCUCGUCUUCCUGAUCUGCUAGUGCCGAGUUGCAGAAACUUUGUAGGAAUCUGACAGCUUGCAUCCGGAGUUUCUGAAUAAUAUGUUUUUCAUUUUGAAGUUUCAUUACACAAUUAAUAUCAUAUUUGCAGAUGGAUGACGUGAUAUACACCUGCUUUCCCCAGUCUCCUUCCUUCUUAACUUUCUGACAUUUUCCCCCCCUUGUUAUUAGUUAGACUGUAGGCCCAGAUUCACAAUAGUUGGGUUAUGACAAAGAAAAAAACAAAAAACUGUAUAAUGUAAUAUAUGUUAUUAUGCAAUGUUUGAGAACAAAGAUUCAAGACUGUAUUUCCCAAACAAGGAAUCUGGGGCAAUUCAUAAGAUAAUUGUACAGUACAUAUUCAACCUUAAAAAGUAAGCUGGAAAAUUAGGCGGAUUUUAGAAUUGUUCAAAUUCAUCAGUUUUUGUGUUGAUCAUAAAAUGUGUUGAUCAACAAUUAACUUUCCUGUUUGCUGUUUAACCUCUUCAAGUGGUUAAACAUUGCUUCUUUUUUUUUUAUCCUGAUGGUUCAAGCAAGCCAUAUGGCUUGAAGGUGUUAAAGUAUUCACAGCGUGUUUUGAAACAUAAUGCUCUUGACUUUUAGGCUUUGGGGUAUCUUCUUACGAUUCAUUUAUUCCUCAUCACUUUGAAUUGUUUUUCUUAUUAAAUAUAACACAUUCACAAUACUUAGUUUUUUUUUCUCAUUAUUAUAAUGUUGUAGGCUACAUUAUGUUAUUAAAAAUACAAGAUUGAUUUUUACAAUGGAAUGUCAUGUUAUCAUACCGACAACCAUUUUUAUGCUGAUCAUCAAAUGAAAAUAAAAGAGGAGAAAAUAAUGGCAUCUGGAAAUUCAUGAUUACAGUUCAACCAAAACAGGUUGAACUGUGCCUAAGUUUAGGACAUUAGUAUGUACCUAAGUUGGGGCAUGGUAACAAAUAUAACAAAUUACACAAAAUAAAGCAACACAAAAAACGAAACCCUUUUUUUCAAUUUUUUAUAUAAAAAAGAAUGGUGAUUAAGAGAACACAACCCUUGAACAUAGGUUAGUAAAUAUGCAAACUGCUAUAAUUGCUUAGAGCUAUUUAAAGGACCACUCUAGGCACCCAGACCACUUCAGCUUAAUGAAGUGGUCUGGGUGCCAGGUCCAGCUAAGGUUAACCCAUUUUUUCAUAAACAUAGCAGUUUCAGAGAAACUGCUAUGUUUAUGAAUGGGUUAAGCCUUCCCCUAUUUCCUCUAGUGGCUGUCUCAUUGAGUGGUCCUGUGAUUUUCACAGUGAGAGCAUGCCAGCGUCCAUAGGAAAGCAUUAUGAAUGCUUUCCUAUGCGACCGGCUGAAUGCGCGCGCAGCUCUUGCCGCGCGUGCGCAUUCAGCCGACGGGGAGGAGAGGAGGAGGAUCGGAGGAGGAGAGCUCUCCGUCCAGCGCUGGAAAAAGGUAAGUUUUUACCCCUUUCCCCCUUCCAGAGCCGGGCGGGAGGGGGUCCCUGAGGAUGGGGGCACCCUCAGGGCACUAUAGUGCCAGGAAAACGAGUAUGUUUUCCUGGCACUAUAGUGGUCCUUUAAGCUUAAUAGGGACUUGUCACAUUAUUCAUCUGUAUAUUAGUUUAAACAACUGUGAUGCUUUUAUUUAAUCAAUGAGUUGGUCAACAAACAAACAAACCAUAUAAAUCAUAUAGCUCACCUUUUACAGAGAUACACUCACAAUACAUUUGGAAUGGUAUAUGUUUAAGUGAUGCACUAAAAUAGGUGUUGAUCAAAUGUAUGAUUUAACUUCACUCCGUAUGAAUAGCUGAACAUUAGGGCGUCUUCUACUGCUCAAUUCUUCCACACACCACUUUUAAUAGCUUAUUUCGACACUAGCAUCCUAUCCAUCAAUCCUUUCUCCCCUUUGACAGUCUAUUAUUCCUCGUGUGUCUUUUGUUUGAUCAGUGCCUUCUCCACCUCUUGACUCUGUAAAUAUUCUGUAUGCCAAUUACUUAGUGUCAAUUAUACCCAUUCUCUAAUUGUGAAUGGCUGCGGAAUAUGUUGGUGCUAUAUAAUUAUUAUUAAUAAUAAUGUAAGAAUAAAAGGCCACAUUUUAGAGUGGCCUUUUACUGUGGCCAGCCUAAGGCGCACCUGUGCAAUAAUCAUGCUGUCUAAUCAGCAUCGUGAUAUGCCACACCUGUGAGAUGGAUGGAUUAUCUCGGCAAAGGAGAAGUGCUCACUAACACAGAUUUAGACAGAUUUGUGAACAAUAUUUGAGAGAAAUAGGCCUUUUGUGAACAGUUCAGCUCAUGAAAAAUGGGGACAAAAACAAAAGUGUUGCAUUUAUAAUUUUGUUCAGUGUACAUGCAUCUGUCUCUUUUGAGGAACAGUAGCAAUGUAUUUUUAUAUUCUGCUCCCUACUUUUUGGGGAUUAUCCCAUCUGGUUUAGUAAGGAAUUUGAAAUAUAUUUUUAUUGCAAAACACACUUUACAAAUGGGCAUAUCUGUGUGUAAAAUUCAUAUGGGCCCUUCAUAUUUUAAAAAUUCCAAUUAUGUACUCUGUAAUUUGUGGAGAUCACCAAACUAUAAUGACCUUCCUAUGUCCGUAUCUGAUUUGAGAUUUUGGGGGUACCCUUUCUAACCCACAUUUAGCAUAGUUUGCAUAGGUUGAGUACCUUUUGGUUAUAGCUCUCCCAAGAGUACAGUUCAUAUUUUUAUUUUUAUGUCAUUCUACUAAAAAAGAGAAUGCACUUUUCUUCUUUGCAAUCUAAUCUAUCAAUGCUGUCUACAUAAUAUGUUGUUUAAUUGCAUUAAAGAACGUAAUGUUUCUUUAAGAAAUGACUGCUCAGCAAAUACUCUGUUCAAAUAAAUGAAAUCUCUUCCUCCAGAAUUUUAAUUUCUUUCUCACCACGAGCAUGGUGGUUCAGCUGAAUCCCAGUCAUGUCAAGUUUCUUAUUGUUUUUAAGUCUCAAUGCAAUUACUGCAGAUCCGGCUUAAUAAUAGUACCAGAACUGCUGUAUUGUAUGGUCCUCAAGCAGAAUGUACUGGGUGGUUCAUAGAAAAUGCAGGAUAUAGGAAAACAUGUGUGAGAAGAAAUGAAAGAUGUAUGACUGGAGGGUCUCUUUCUACAGUUCUUCAUAUCCAGUGCGAGCAGUCUUCUUUAUCUUCUGUACGUGUUCUCUAGUUUUGUGGUUCCAUGGAACCUUAUGGAGCUGACAAAAUGUGUAACAAUUAUAUUAUUGAAUUAUUACUGAUUUUAGCUGAACUUGGAAUUGUGGGGAUUUGUGAUUGAAAUGGACAUUUUUUACUAAAAUAGUCAAAACAUUCUGAGAACACAUUUUAUUUUCUUCAGUUGUUUUUACCCGUAAUAUAAAUUCCCAUAUCUAUUUUAAUUAAUAAAUUAUAUUCAAAAUGCUCGAUAAGUGCCAGUAUCAGUACAACAUGAUCCUAAAUAAUGAUUUCCUCCAGUGUAGUUAAUUUCUAUUGUAAGUCUCCAUGAAUAUUGCAAUGUACAAAAUAUAAUGCAUAGCAAAUUAGAUCAAUAAACAAUAGAUCCCAAGAACAAGAAAUGGGUAGCUUCAAGUUUCCCUUUGGAAAUUAGACGAUGGACCGAAAAUUUUACAGAAAAUUCUAUUACUUUUAUGAAAAGAGUAAUAUUUAUUUUUCAAUUUUUUUGCAAUAUUUAACCCCUUGUCUGAAUUAUGAACCAAAACCAAACCUAGAAUUUUAACUGCAGACAUGGAAAAAAUAAAGUGCACCCUCUUUGAAUUCUGUGGUUUCUACAUGUCAGGCCAUAACAAUCAUCUGUUCCUUAGCAAGUUUUAAAAUUAGGUAAAUACAAUCGGAUGAAAAAAAACAGCACUAGAAAUAUUACACUGUCAUGAUUUAUUUAACAAAAAGUGGAGAAGCCAUUUGUGGAAAACUAAAUACACCCUUACUGCUUCCAUAGGAAUUAAGAGGCUUAGUAGCAGACAGGUGCAGCUAAUAAAAUUUCCUUGAGAAUUGAUCAUCAACAAGUGUGGCCACCUCUAUAAAAGCUGAAGUUUUAGCUGUUUUUCUGGUCUGGAACAUUCAGGUGUGUGUUAAAACAAUGCCAAAAAGGAAAGAUAUCAGCAAUGAUCUUAGAGAAGAAAUUGUUGCUUUCCAUCAAACUGGUUAGGGUUAUAAUGUCUUUCAAUAUUUUUAUUAGUGAUAUUGCAGAAGGUCUUGAUGGUAAGGUAUGUCUUUUUGCUGAUGAUACUAAGAUAUGUAACAGGGUUGAUGUUCCAGGAGGGAUAAGCCAAAUGACAAAUGAUUUAGGUAAACUAGAAAAAUGGUCAGAAUUGUGGCAACUGACAUUUAAUGUGGAUAAGUGCAAGAUAAUGCAUCUUGGACGUAAAAACCCAAGGGCAGAGUACAGAAUAUUUGAUAGAGUCCUAACCUCAACAUAUGAGGAAAGGGAUUUAGGGUGAUUAUUUCUGAUGACUUAAAGGUAGGCAGACAAUGUAAUAGAGCAGCAGGAAAUGCUAGCAGAAUGCUUGGUUGUAUAGGGAGAGGUAUUAGCAGUAGAAAGAGGGAAGUGCUCAUGCCAUUAUACAGAACACUGGUGAGACCUCACUUGGAGUAUUGUACACAGUACUGGAGACCGUAUCUUCAGAAGGAUAUUGAUAUCUUAGAGAGGGUUCAGAGAAGGGCUACUAAACUGGUUCAUGGAUUGCGGGAUAAAACUUACCAGGAAAGGUUAAAGGAUCUUAACAUGUAUAGCUUGGAGGAAAGACGAGACAGGGGGGAUAUGAUAGAAACAUUUAAAUAUAUAAAGGGAAUCAACACAGUAAAGGAGGAGACUAUAUUUAAAAGAAUAAAAACUACCACAACAAGAGGACAUAGUCUUAAAUUAGAGGGACAAAGGUUUAAAAAUAAUAUCAGGAAGUAUUACUUUACUGAGAGGGUAGUGGAUGCAUGGAAUAGCCUUCCAGCUGAAGUGGUAGAGGCUAACACAGUAAAGGAGUUUAAGCAUGCAUGGGAUAGGCAUAAGGCUAUCCUAACUAUAAGAUAAGGCUAGGGACUAAUGAAAGUUUUUAGAAAAUUGGGCAGACUAGAUGGGCCGAGUGGUUCUUAUCUGCCGUCACAUUCUAUGUUUCUAUGUUUCAAACUAUUUAAUUCCAUCAUUCUACAGUGAGAAAGAUUUUUCAAAAGUGGAAUACUUUUUUUUUUUUUUUUUUUAAAGGUAUGUGGAGUAAUGUAUGUACAUUUAUGUCGGUAUCUGUUAAAGAAAAAGGAAACAAUAUUACUAAAGUUGAAAACGUUCAAGAUGGUUACCAAUCUUCCCAGGAGCAGACGUCCUGGCAAAUUCACCCCAAAGUCAAACUGUACGAUGCUGUAAGAAGUAGCAAAAAUACAUCUCAGUCUCUACAGACCUCAGCAUGUUAAAUGUUAAAGUUUAUGAUAGUACAUUUAGAAAAAGGCUGAACUAGUAUGGUUUGUUUAGAAGGGUUGCCAGGAGAAAGUCCCUUCUCUCUAAUACCAGCAUUACUUAGGUUUGCAUAGUUGCAUCUGAAGAAACCACAAGAUUUCUGGAACAGUGUGCUUUGGACAGACAAGACCAAAAUAGAGAGAUUUGGCUAUGAUGCAUAGUGCCAUUUGGUGAAAAGCAAACACAGCAUAUCUAACUAAGUGUCAAGCACAGUGGUGGAGGGGUGAUGAUUUGAGCUUGUUUUACAGCCACAAGACCUGGGAACUUUACAGUCAUUGAGUCGACCAAGAACUCCUUUUGUAUAGCACAGUUUUCUGUAGUCAAAUGUGAGGCCAUCUGUCUGACAGCUAAAGCUUGGCCGAACUUGGGUCAUGCAACAGGACAUUGAUCCCAAGCACACCAGCAAAUCUUUACCAGACUGGUUGAAAAAGAAACUAGGGCCUAGGUGUUGGUGUUGUAAUGGCCUAGUCAAAGUCCCACACAUCAACCUGAUUGAAAUGCUGUGACAGGACUUUUAGAGAGCUGUGCAUAAACACAUGCCAGAAACCUCAUUGAACUGAAGCAACGUUGUAAAGACGAGUGGGCCAAAAUUAAUCCACAACGAUGUGAGAGACUGAUAAAGUCUUACAGAAAAUGAUUACUUUUCUGUAUAUGAAAUAAUGAAUAAAAUCUGAAAUGUUUGAAAUAAAGUGAAUAGAAGAAAAGUGUGAGAAAUUAAGAGAUUUCUUUUUUAUUUUCCAAAUUGUACGUGGCAUUUCAACUGUGCAUGUCAUAAUACGGUUUGCUAUUACUGAAAUAAAACACAUAUUUGUAUGCUUCGAUGUCAGACGAGUACUCUCUUUCGCUCGUGCACGCGCUCUCUCUCUAUAUAUAUUAUAAAAAUAAAUACUUAGAAUGAUAUUUAAAGAGACACUGUAUACACACACACACACACACACACACACAACAAUAUACAUCUUGUGAACUUUAUGGGCAAAAACACAGUCCUCUAGGGUAACAGGUAUAGAACAACAGUCUCUUAUGCGAAAAAGGUGUGGUUUAUUUACAUUGUGCACAAAAAUCCAUGAAGCAAUCAGUUUGUUUAGAACUGCAGCAAAACAGAAAGGAAAGUCUACAAACAAAAUCCUAGCUCAAAUUUGAGCAUUCACUAAACAUAAAGUAAUGUCCCUUACUAAACCAGGGUAAUAAUCUACAUAAAUCAACAAAAUAAACAUUGGUUUCACCAACCUUUAGCACUUUGUUUGGUGCUGCUCUGCACAGACCUGCUCUCUCUGCAGGUCAGAUUGUAUCUCUCUCCUUUCUGCUCUGAGACCUGCUAAUUAAAGCCUCAGCAGUUGCUAAUUGGGCAGGUGAAUGAGUAAAGGCUAUGGAGGAUUCUGGGUCCUAAAUACCUUCCUUCUAUUACCCUCCCAUAGCCUCUGUCACAAUAUAAAUACAACAAAUGCACAAAUAUAUGUACACAAACACCAAUACAUGUGACUACACAUACAUAGACCCAUGUAUAUGUACACCUGUUCACACACACACACACACACUAUAUAUAUAUAUAUAUAUAUUUAUAAACAUUUUUCCAUGAUUUUUUUACAUGAUUUUACCCCUGAUGGUUAGACAGCACCCAGACACUCCUGCCCUUAUACCAACUUCAUUGAGAUGAAGUUGUUAUAGUGUUGGGAAUGUUAUAUUAAAAGUAAUAGAACAGACAUCUUAGUUCCUUGAUUAUUUAAUUUUUUCACAUUUACUUGUGUCUGAUUAAUUACCAUUGUGAUAUAGCAAACCUAAUUUUAACUCGAUUUAGAUCAUUUGAAACUCGUUAUCAACUUUUUUUCCAUACAUAAGUGCCUCUAUUUAUUUUUCUCUGUCUAAAUUAUCAUUGUUCUUGUAGUUAUUCAGCACGAAGGGCAUUUUUUCAUUAACAUAUUAAUGUUUAAUUUGGAAAAUACGUAAUCCUUGUUCUUUUAAUUUUAAAAAGGGUUUGCUUUCCUUCAGCAUCUCGUUAGAUUUCAUUAUUCUUCAUGUACUCUCUCCAAAGGAAGAUUUGCUUUUGCAUUUACUGAUCCUAUUAAAUGAGCAUUUUGACCUACUACAAGAAAAAACACCAAAUAUACGCCUUCAAAUCUGACACUGCAGAUUGUUUAAUAUAUACUGCUAAAGUUUGUGCUGUAAAAGCAGAACAUCAGAUUAUUAUUAUAGCACAGAUGGGGUUUACAUACAUAGUAAGGUCAGGUCUUGGUAAGGUUCAAAUUCUAUGCCUACGUUUUAGAAUGCUAAUGUAUAAGAAUUAGGCAGAGGAAAUAAUUCACCUCUGCAUGAAUUCACUUCUUGCAUGCUGAGUUCUUCCUAAAAAUAACAUUAGUUUAUUCUUGUUCUUGUUUUCUUUAAUUACCACAGGUCUGCGAUACGUGCUCUGCAUCCUGGCGGAUCUCUGGUGUAUUCAACAUGUACUCUAUCGAGGGCAGAGAACAGUCAUGUUAUUGACCGUAUUUUAACUUCCUGCAGCGACGUUAAGCCAGUGGAUCUAAGUGACUUGGCAACUGCAUUAUCUCAUGAGUUCUCUUUUGCUUCUGACAUACCACAUGGACUUUUGGUUCUUCCACAUGUAGGAAAAUCAUGGGGUCCCAUGUUUGUGGCUAAACUUAGAAAACUCUAGGCCAGCAAACUGUGCUCUUAAUUUAUUAUAUUUUAAUUUUAAUGGCGUGGUUGUUUUUUUUUUUUUUAACAGAUUUUCAAUUUCGUAGGUGCCAUUUUUCCACUAGCUAUUGAUAAUCACAUAAAACAAAUUAGAUAAAUGUUGAUGAUUUUUAUUUGUAAAAUAAAAUAUAUUUAUGUAGUAUUGGUACACUGGAAACAAUCAACAAUAAGUGAUGUUUUUAACAUAAUUUCUCCUACCACUAAAGAGAAAGAUGGUGUUUACAGCAAAAAGCCUGAAGGUAAUGAUUCUACUCACCAGAACAAAUUCAGUAAGCUGUAGUUGUUCUGGUGACUAUAGUGUCCCUUUAAUACUGAGUAUAAUCAAAAAGCUUUUGAUGUAUAGCGUAUUAUGAACAAACAUUAGCUGCUAUUAUUAGAGUUAUUAUUAGAGCUGCUUUUUGAGUUAGAAAAUACCCCACAUCCCUAAAGUGAUUUUUAUAAAAGGAACAAGUUUACAUUUUUUUUAGCACCCACCACUUUUCGCAGAAGUAAGGUCAAAAAUAAAAGAAAGGAAGGGUUUUAUCCUUGCGGAAAUUGCAAAGGUUGCAAUUAUCACUUUAAAAUCACUAAGGAAUUCAAGAGUACUCAAACCUCAGAGAAGAGCUGUUCUUCCACACAUGUUGUGUACUACUUGUGUGUGUGGUAUGCAGUAUGUGUAAAGAACAGGAAGGCCAAAGUGAGAUUUUUAGAACAUUUGUACAAUAUUUGGAAAAGGACAGUGUCACAUUCAGUUCCCUCUUAUUGUAAUGAAUGUUCUGCUUUUAAUAUGGAAGAUUUUACGUUUACUAUCAUAGAACAGGUUCAGCUUGAUGAAAGAGGAAGAGAUCGUAUGCAAAAUUUGAGAAGAGUUUGAAUGUGGAUUUUUUUAUUAUUAAAUUUUGAUCUGAUUACAAAGCUUGGAUUACAACCAGGAAGUUAAACUUCAUAGGAAAGACUCUGCACCGAUUCGUCGAGGGUGGUCGGCAGGAGCUUCCCUUUGGGUUUAAAAACAGGAUCGAGGGACCAAUGAAGGUGUGCUGCUAUCGGAAGAAGAAGACUGGUUUGAAUGCCCCUGAGGAGGUCUGAGCUAAAUCAGAUGAAAUGCGUAGAGCAGAAGACUUGACAGAGUGUUUUAGUAUUUUCCUGUUUCCUUCUGUUUUCCAGUGGUUUUAUAUUUGGUGGAGUCAGAAGACUUUCCCUUAUUACUGGAAUACUUACUGGGAGGACAUAUUUCUACAGCUCCAGCUUUUCAUUUGAUGUGCCUUAUAUUUCUUUGUGUCUUGUAAGUGCAUUUGGUAUUAAAGUUUUGAUUUUAAUUUUGGAUACUCUGCA
Molecule: messenger RNA, 32113 nt
Organism: Pelobates cultripes (western spadefoot toad)
Lineage: Eukaryota; Metazoa; Chordata; Amphibia; Anura; Pelobatidae
Source: the annotation of a GenBank genome assembly